AUGGGUGAAGCAGUGGAUACGUUGGUGUGGCACCUUGGCAGUAGUGGUGUGCAAUCAAAUGAUCAAGAACAUGAAACACAACAAUUUUGCACUCAAGGUAGCGUAGAAACUAUUAACCUUGGUGAAGAAGUUGCAUCUGCAUCGGUUGCGAAAACGCCUAAACAAAGGUUCCAACAAAAAGAGGAUGAAGUUCUCAUUCAAUCAUGGCUCAACGUUUUAAAGGAUUCAAUUGUUGGGGUUGAUAAAAAAGGAUAUGGUUUUUGGAACAGGAUUGGCGAAGCUUACAACAAGCAUUGUGACACCAAUUACAAAGAGAGCAAACCGAUGGCACUUAAAGGUCGAUGGCACAAAAUUAAUCCAUCUGUUCAAAAGUUUGUUGGAUGCUACAAACAAGCUGUGUCUACACAACAAAGUGGAAGCUCCAAGAGCAAUAUCAUGCAAGCUGCAUAUAAAAUUUAUUUUCAAGAUGAAGGUGAAAAGUUUAUAUUUGAGGCUGCAUGGAGAUUAUUGAAAGAUGAACCUAAAUGGCUCGCGGGUUCAUCGGAAGCUUCUACAAAAAGAACAAAGAAUUCAGCUUCAGGAGCAUAUUCUUCAUCUUCUAAUCCACCGACACCAACGAGUAGCGGAUACAAUCCACCAUCGCCUACUUUGUCACGUCGUCCAAUCGGUCAAAAGGCAGCCAAAAGGAAAGAGAAGGAAAAGUUUAUUGAAAUGUCAACUACUCCCAAUAAAGAAAAAAAGGUUGAUGCAAAGAUUAAGAAGGCUGAGAGUGCGGAGGAAAGAUUGAAGAUGAAUGAUCUGCAAAUACUCUCCAAAGAUACAUCAAAUAUGAAUACACGACAACUACAAGCUCAUGAAAUAUUGUGCGACAUGAUUAGAGAAAAAUAUGGAAUUAAUUAG
Vicia faba (fava bean) is the source of this 900-nucleotide messenger RNA. Lineage: Eukaryota; Viridiplantae; Streptophyta; Magnoliopsida; Fabales; Fabaceae. The record is from the annotation of a GenBank genome assembly.